AGAGAUUAAUGCCAUGACUCCUUCCCCCAGAAAAUCAAACACUUCCAAUAAUUGUCCUGUCCGCGUUUGUUUGGGUUCAUGAUGUCCUCAAUAAUUACUCUCUCUCUCCCCCGUUUGAAAUGAAUAGUAAACUUAAAAUUUAAGUUGAUAGGUUGUUGGAGCCAAUUUUUUCCUGUAAUUUUUUUUCUCAAUCUUCCCGUGUGGACAAUAUAUCUGAGCGCUUUAAGCAACAGCUUCACUCACUGCCUUCACCAGAAUCAACUAAUCAGGCGUCCUGUCUUCGUUUCAACUGCAAAAAGUACAGAAGACCCACUGAAACAUUAGUUGCAGAUGAAGUGAAAGCGGAGGUACGUGGUUGCUUCGGCUUUUCCGCAUACAGUCACCCUGUUGCUGAAAACGGAUGUAAAGGUGACAGGUGAGUUUCAUUUCUCAUUCUCACAGCAUCAGCUUUCAUCAUGAAGACUGCCGCUUCUCCGAUUCCCGUCUCGCAUCGGGCUUCUAGCUAUGACGAAUUCUCGAUGCAGCAGACCCUGCAGUUCUCGGAUCGCUUGAAGGACCUGAAGAGUCUAAAGCAGCAGUUGUAUUCAGCUGCAGAAUAUUUUGAAUCAUCUUACAGCAAACAUGACCAGACGCAAAUGGUGAUGUCAUCCCUGAAAGACUAUGCUCUGAAAGCAUUGGUUAACACGGUGGACCACUUGGGCUCAAUGUCGUACAAGGUUAACUGCCUCUUGAAUGAAAAGUCUGAUGAACUCUCGACGAUUGAGCUCCCAUUCUCUUGCUUCGAGCAGAGACUUCAAGCAUGCCAACAAUUCAUAAAUCACGGAGGCCUUUCUCAGCAGUCAUUGUUGCAUAAAACUCACAAUCACCAUACCCACUAUGUCUUACCAGAUCUUCGUGAAAUGAGCAAAGAGCCUCCUACAUCAUUUAUCAGAAGAGGGCAGCCUCCCACAGCACAUGUUCCGGAGUCCUCACCGGUUGAAGUGACUUUCUCAUUUACGGAAGCUUCGCCACAUAAAAGAUCAGAUAAACGAGCAACCUCCCCAUUUCGGUUUCAGUUAAUGCGCUCCGGAUCUCUUGCUAGUAGGUCAAGCUCUCCAACUCCUUCAAGUUCAAACACCAAAAGGCGGUAUCCAUCAGAGCCUCGAAGAUCAGCUUCGCCAAGCGCUCGAGCUGAUAGGGACAGGGCCAACGACCUCGAGUUAUAUGCCAGCAAGAACAAGAGGAUGUUCAGGGCCUUGCUUAACAUGCGGAAGCCCAAAAAGGGUGGAUCGUUAUACAAGUACUUGGAUGAGAACUGAAUUGAUGUUGCAGGCAAUGAGAUCUUGGAAUGGGAAGACGGAAGACAUUCGCUUCCUUUCCUCUUUGCCCUCCAUUACAGAGUGUCCAAGACUUCAAUUUAGUUCAUCUUUUCUUGAAAUCAAAGUUUUGAAGGUCGAUUCCAAUUUGUUGAUUCUACUUCUUUUUGGUCGCUGUUUCUCCUCCAUCUACUUUGCCCCGGUACAUGCGGCGCAUAUGAUUUUAUAUACGUGCUGCGACAUUUUUUGAGGCGUAUGCUUUUUGAUCUAGAAAAGUUCGUAAAACAAAUGAGAUGCAUGUACCAAAUGAUAUUGAAUGCUC
Messenger RNA from Punica granatum (pomegranate), 1617 nucleotides. NCBI's taxonomy places the organism in Eukaryota, Viridiplantae, Streptophyta, Magnoliopsida, Myrtales, Lythraceae. The record is from RefSeq and is a predicted model, not a curated record.